Microplitis demolitor is the source of this 5140-nucleotide messenger RNA. Its product is annotated as homeobox protein PKNOX2. NCBI's taxonomy places the organism in Eukaryota, Metazoa, Arthropoda, Insecta, Hymenoptera, Braconidae. Gene Ontology annotation, biological process: regulation of transcription by RNA polymerase II. Bases 1250 to 2356 code for a protein of 368 amino acids. The transcript has 5 exons. Gene Ontology annotation, molecular function: DNA-binding transcription factor activity, RNA polymerase II-specific; RNA polymerase II cis-regulatory region sequence-specific DNA binding. The record is from RefSeq and is a predicted model, not a curated record.
UGAUUGUUCUUAAAUUUUAAGUUCGUGCCAUUACAGCGGCCUACGUCAUACUCUCACAUGCGGGCCAUUUGUUGAGAUAAUUUUUCCAAGAAUCAAAGCUAAGCUUCUAAAUUAAGGUGCUGGGUCGGAUUGAAUCUGUGAAAAUUAUCGAACCCCAAUACCCAGGUCAGUCUAGGGCUUUUGUUCCUUAAUGUAAAAUCACAUUUACAAGUACCCAUUACGAGACAAUGUAAUUAUCUUGUAAUGUUCGUACUUACCCUUACCCAUACUCAUAUCCAUUAUCCAUAGAAGAGUGGGGCGACAUGGUCAAACAGAGUUUCAGUGUAAGUGCGACCGGGCAGCUGUCAUAGGAUAAAUUUUCCCGCCAACUGGCAAUGGCUGCUCCAAUUGGUAGGGAUAAGCUCUACUGUCAGUACGGUUGUUAAGGAGUAGGGGGCUUGUGAAUUCAGCGUCUAGCUGUCCUGUCAACCGGCGUCGGCGUGCUACCUCACUCAGCUUCAGUCGCAUUUCGGCAUUCGUAUCAGCACAACCUCCCGACAUUGAGACUUUGUUUCAUUUUGUUGGGAUCUCUACGCGUCACAGUCUUACCUUACAUUUAAACUUAGCAAUUACAACUACCAUCUAAAUAUCUAACAAUUUAUUCAUAUAUAUAUUUGUUAACUCAUAUAUAUAUAUGAAACUUGAUAGUUACAAAAGUGCGGUAUGUCAAAUUCAGCGUCACUCAGAUCAACUGCUACGACGCCGUCAUUUUACCCGCGUGUUGCCGUGUCAAAGUGAACAAAGUUAUUAAUUUAAGUUGGUUUAAAUUUAUAAAACUGUCAGUGAGUUUAAAUAUUUAAAUAAUUUGAAUAUUGCCGGUUGAUAAUACUUAUGAUUUAAAUAUUAUUUGAAUAAAUGUACUUUUGUUUGAAUUUAAAGUGACAGCACGUGAGACCGGCCGCGCGUUCGAGGUUAACGCGGGUUUUUAAAUAAUAGUAUUAUUAUAAAUAUAUAUAAUAAUAAUAAUAAUUAUAAAUAAAAAAUAGUUUUUUGUGAUUUUUAAAAGUGGUUGUGAGGGCCCGGAAAGCGGCCUUGAGAGCUGCUGUCUACCUGACACAAAGAACGGUCACGAUUUCGUAAAUUCACGGCAAAGACAAGAGUGUUGGUGGGACUAAAUUCGGUUGGCAAUUCUCGCAAGAGGUUUACAAGAACACAAUCAUUUUUUUUUUUUUUUGUUUUUUUAAAUUCUUAUUCUUAUUCUUCAAUCACGAUGUUAGCGUCUGCAGCUGUUAACGACGACCAGAGGUUAACGAUGGAGAGAAGAGCGAGAGGACGGUUUCAAUCAUCCGGCAGCACUGAUGACGAUCAAAGUGGAUCGGAUAUAGAUCCCGAGAGCUCGUCAUUACGUCGUAAAAAUCAGAGAAUAUUAUUACACUCCUCGGACUCACAUGGAGUACGUAAACGUCGUGGGAAUUUACCUAAACAAUCUGUUAAAAUAUUAAAGAGAUGGUUAUUUGAGCAUCGUUUUAAUGCUUACCCAAAUGAGACUGAAAAAAGUUAUCUUAGUCAAGAAGCUAAAUUGACAAAUCUUCAGGUGUGUAACUGGUUUAUAAAUGCCAGGCGUCGUAUUCUUCCGGAAAUGAUAAGACGUGAGGGUCAUGAUCCUCUCAAGUACACAAUUUCACGUCGCGGCAAAAAGAUGCCAGGUGGAAAUGAUCAUCAGCAGGCGGCUGGGUUGAGUCCCAACGCGAAUCGCGACUGGGACACGACAAUGCCUGACAGUGCCUCUACACCACGUAGCCACGGCCGUGAUUAUGAGGAUCGCGUUAUGUACAGAAGUGAAGAAGACAGUCCGAAUGAUUACGAAAGUAGUUGUCAUAGCGAAGAAGAACGUCCGUCAAAAAUGCGUAAAUGGUCAAGUGUUAUCGUUUACCCGCAAUAUUCAGAAACAAAAGUCGAGCCGUCGAAUGAAUUGAAUUACGACGAGGCAGUAAAUCAUCCCACAAGAAGAGGUGAAGAAAUGAUGGUCAGUAAAUCGGCGUACUGGAGCGCACCGCGACAGCAUUUACCCGCAAUCUCGGAAGUCCAAGAGUCGGAGAACUGCAUGAGCAGUAGUAGCAGCGUCAGCAGCACCAGUGCUAGUGAAAGCAGUACUUGCACUAUUAUGGAGACAAUAAACAAUAAUUUGAGUCAUGGCAACGAAACACCACCGCCUACACCACCCGACUCAGCUGUAAAUGAUAACAGUAACUAUCGCACUACAAUCCCUUUUAAUUAUAACUAUCACCAUAAUAGUAAAUUUCAGGGAUUGAUGAUACUUGUUGAGACAGCGAUCGCUCUUGAUAGGAUGAAAGAGAGGUAUCUCAAUCACGACUGAUCCAAUAAUAAUAUGUAAAUAAAUUCAUAUUUAUUUAUUUACUAUUUACUUUUUUAAAUCAACCGCUAACGUCAUUCAUUAUUCAGUUUUUUUUUAUUACUCAAUAACCGUCUGAUUUUUUUUUUUACUGAUUUUUAAAUUGUUCUCUAUCAUUAGUUAAUUAAUUAUUAUUAUUCAUGUAUUUAAAAAUCGAAACGUUUGUGCGCCUGAAAAUUAAAACGUUUUUCAAGCAAUGAAAUUAAAAAAUUCAGGGAAUUUGACUGCUUGAGGAAUAGCUCUGGAGAUGGUAUAAGAUUUUCAACUGACAUACCAUCAUCUGUAUGCAAAAAAUGUCGGAAAUGAUUUCGGGUUUAUCCAGGCCGGGAACUAUAUUGUUAAUGAAAUUAGGCUUUUGAGGCUUGGGUUCAAAACCAACUAGAUCAUUCUUUCUAUUUAAAAUUCCCCAUUAAUUAUGAUGCUAAAAUUAGCCAUCUAAUAAUUUUUUGAUAUUUUUUUAAAACGAUACAUUUAAAAAAAAUAUUUUAAAAAAUUGCACUUGUAAUUUUUUCAAUUCUCUACAUGUGCAUAUUUUUAGUUUUUUUUUUUUUUUUUUCAUUAAAAUGAACAAAAAAAAAUUAAAAAUUAAUUGUCUGCUAAUUUUAAGAUCGUCAUUAAUUAAUAUAUUUUUUUUGGACCAUUUUCUAUUGGAUUCAGAUUUUUGAAAUUUUUCUGUAGUAUGUCAGCCGGAAACAGCUAUCCAUUUACCCCUAAGUCACCUAUAAGCAGUAAAAUUACUUGAAUUUAUUUAAAUUUCUUGGCGCGAAAAACGUUACGAUUUUCAGGUACAUUAAUAUUAUUAAAAUGACUACACGUAAAAAAAUGGUAUAUAGUUCAAUGUAGACAGAGUACAAUAAUGAUAAUUAAAGAAAGAAACAAAAAAUGAAUAAUCAGUCACGAUUUAACGAUACGUGUGCCUUUUGUGCGUCAAUUAGACUAUCGUAACUUAGUCACGGUCCUCGUUAACGUGCCUAAAUGUUUUUAAAUUGAUACACUAUUAUUAUAUUAUCUUAAGACACGACGUUAUAUAUAUAUAUAUGUAUAUUUAUAUAUAUAUAUGUACUGGAAGUAAAUCAAUAAGUCAGCAAAGAUAUAAAUAUAUAUAGCAAAAAAAAUGUCUUUGCACGUGUGUAAAUUUAAAUAGUAUAAUGUAAUACACGUUUCUUAUCACUAUAAUUAUAUGAACAAUUGAUUAUGAUUAUAAUUAUAAUAGUAAUUAUAAUUAUUAUCAAGUAUAAGGUAUGACUUUUUUUUUUAACGUUUAUAAACGUUAUUUUGUAAGUAGGUUUUUUUUUAAUUCGCAUAUCGCAUUAAAUAUUCGUGUUUAAAAUAGCGAUAACUUUUUUUUCUUUUUUCUUUUUUUAUUAUUAUUUAUAGUUUUGUGAUGUUUACACUAGUGUCAGGCGAGACGUUUAAAACUUUUGGUUCAUGAUUCAUAAUAUUUUUUUUAUUUUUUAAUAGAAAUUGAAAUUGAGGUUUUUUUAUUUUUACCGUCGCAAUUUCGGUGGUUUUAAUUUAUAAUUAUUUUUAUUUGUCUACUUCAAUGGAUUGAGUUUAAAUAUUGUAAUGACUAUGAUAUAUUUUGUGGAAUUUUUUUAUUAUAGAAUUAGUAGAUAGUGAAAAAAAAAAUUAAAAAAUUGGAGCAUUAAAAAGUUGAGGCAGAGAACUCGGGAUAUUUUGAGUACUAGAAGUAAUUAAUAUUCUGGAGCAGAAAGAGCAGCCGCGUUUUUCAGAUUAUUUUAGAAUCACUUCCGUGUGAAAAAAAAUUUUUAAGUAUUUCGCGGAUAAAACUUGUGAAUUUUGUCCGGUGUUAAAUUGCGGCUUUGGAAAUUUGAGAAAAAUUUAUUUUAAAUUUUAUGUGGACAAAUUUUAAUCUUUAGUGUACAAAGUUAAUUUUUUUUUUUUUUAAUACAAACAUAAAAAUUUGUUCAUAUAAAAAUCAAAAUUUUAAAUUUCUAAAAUUUUGAUCAACUAGUAAAAUUAAAAGAAUAUAAAAGUUGAUUUAAAAUUUUAUGCGGACAAAUUUCGACUUUUAUAUGAACAAAUUUUGACUAGUGUUAAGUUAAAUUUUUUUUUUUUAUAUAAAAAUUUGUUCAUAUAAAAGUCAAGAUUAAAAAUUUCUAAAAUUUUGACCACCAGUAAAAUAAAUAAAUAAAUUAUGUUCUCAAGUUUUAAAAAAUAAAAUAUUUGAACUCUCAAAAUUUCCCAGUUCUAAAAAAAUUAAAUUUUGUUUACACGGAAAUUUAUUGAUAUAAAUUGACAUAUCAAUAAAAUCUAGACAGUAUUACUCUAAUAAAUUACUGUUUAACCCGUUUACAAAAUAAUUAUUUUUAUAUUAUCAAGUGCCUCAAUUAUAUACUCAUAUUUUUUCUUAUGCUCCUGAAGUUAACAGACAACUGCAAAUUUUUUUUUAUAAUUUAUCAUUUUGAAAAAAUUCAAAAUCUUCAGACGUCAGUUAACUUCAGUAUUAGUUUUCUUUACUAUUUUACAAUAUUUAACGAUAAUUAUAAGUACAGUCAUUACAAUAUUUAUUUAUUUAUAAUGAUAAUAAAUUUUUUAAACGUAACUCGCAAUUAAAAAUCUUCGAAAAUAUGCUCAAUUAAAAAAAAAAAAAAACUUCCUUGUACCUUGCCUUUGAUUUCGUAUUUUUUCUUCCAUUACAAUAAUCAACAAUUUAUAUUAUUAUUAUUAUUAUUAUUAUUAUUAUUAUUAUUAUUAUUAUUAUCAUUAUUAUAAUUAUUAAUAUAU